Molecule: messenger RNA, 1473 nt
Organism: Trachymyrmex septentrionalis
Lineage: Eukaryota; Metazoa; Arthropoda; Insecta; Hymenoptera; Formicidae
Product: sodium channel protein Nach-like
Exons: 9
Coding region: 1-1473 (490 amino acids)
Biological process (GO): sodium ion transmembrane transport
Cellular component (GO): membrane
Molecular function (GO): ligand-gated sodium channel activity
Source: RefSeq, a predicted model, not a curated record
AUGAAAUCAAGUAGAAUACAAAUUCGACAUAAAGUAUCAAUCGCAAAUGCUAAAUGUUGGAAUAUUUUGAAAAGGCAAGCCAUCGAAUUUUGCAAUAACACUGGAUUACAUGGUUAUAAAUACAUCAGCCAAACUCAACGUUCCAAAACAGAGCGAAUUAUUUGGGCGAUAGUGGUAUUCGUGUCAUUAAGUUGUGCUAUUGUUUUAAUAAGAAUGGCUUGGAAUUAUUACGCUACUCAUCCUACUUUAACAGUCAUUGAAUCAACGCAUCAUGGAAUCUGGAAUUAUCCAUUUCCCGCAAUAACUGUGUGCAAUAUUAAUCGCAUAUCUUAUAAUUUGACGAAAAAGUUCGUUGAAAAUUUAAAAACACCAGCCAAUGUCUCGAAAGAAUAUUUAAUUCAAGAAAUGCGGCUAAUGAACGAAUUACUAAGCCCAGGAAUAUUCGGAAAUGAUGUUCAAAGAAACCUUACACGUCUACAAGACAUUAUAGAUGAUAACCAUUUGACCAUUUUUAAAGUAAUGGACUUGAUAACACAAAACUGCAGUACUUUAUUGACAAUGUGUAAAUGGAAAGGUACAAUUGAUCAAUGUGACAAAUAUUUCAAACGAAGUUUAUCACUAGAUGGCUUAUGCUGCAGUUUCAAUUAUUAUACUUUUCCAGAUACAACGACAUUGAAGAAUGUGAGAAGAGCUGCCGCCUGCGGAUUUGAGACUGGUAUGACCAUAGUAGUAAAUUCCGAACCAAAUGAUUAUUACGCUACAACUAUUGGAGCAUAUGGAGUAAAGGUCAUGAUACAUUAUUCAUUUGAUUAUCCAGAUUUUAAUGAUGAAAUUCAACUAGUACGAUUAAACAGUCAACAUUUUGUAACCAUCAAUCCAGCGGAAAUGUAUUCAAAAUCCGAAGUGAAGAACUUGAAAAUUUCUACGCGAAAAUGCAUAUUUAGCGAAGAGGCUGACAAAGUGCUAUAUGCAAAUGUCAAAGAGAGGAAUUUAACUUUCACGGCAUACUCAUAUCACAAUUGUCUUGCAGAAUGUCGAGCUAUAUUAUUUUAUAAUUCAUGGCCAGAGAUGAAUCAAAAACAACAAAAUCUUCCAAAAACAUUAGAUGAUGUAAAUAAAAUACCUUGUGGAUGCAUACCGGAUUGCCUUCUGUAUUAUUAUCCCAUUGAAAGCUCUUUCGGAACUCUCGAUAAUACUGUUUAUUAUAACGGUGCCCGUUUCUCAAAAAACCCUGGUAACGCAACCAGCAUAAGCAAUCAUAGUGUAAUACAUAUAUUUUUCAACGAUUUGGUUGCUUUCCAAUAUCGACGAUCAGUCAAUUAUAGUUGGCGCAAUGUUUUUGCAUCAUUUGGCGGUUUACUUGGACUAUUUGCUGGUUUCAGUCUCAUGUCUAUCUUUGAGUUUCUGUAUUUCUUUAUAAUACGUAUUAUAACUGAUGCUUGUAUCAAUUCAAUGAAACAGAGCAAUAUAUAA